Molecule: messenger RNA, 4445 nt
Organism: Lepus europaeus (European hare)
Lineage: Eukaryota; Metazoa; Chordata; Mammalia; Lagomorpha; Leporidae
Product: putative COBW domain-containing protein 7
Exons: 15
Coding region: 90-1304 (404 amino acids)
Cellular component (GO): cytoplasm
Source: RefSeq, a predicted model, not a curated record
CUGGCUCGGGCCUGGCAGCGAGUGCUCCGCGCGCGCCGCUGCGGCCUCGGACUUGGACCCAGCUCUUGGACUCCGGCUGCAGGUCGGAGAUGUUACAGGCUGUGAGAGCUGUGGAUGAGGAAGAGGAACAUGCGGAGGAGGAUUGUCCUGAGUUGGUUCCCAUUGAGGCGAAGCGAGGGGAGGAGGAGGAACAGUAUGGCCCCGGCGCCAAGAUCCCAGUCACAAUUAUCACAGGGUAUUUAGGUGCUGGGAAGACAACACUUCUGAACUAUAUUUUGACGGAGCAACAUAGUAAAAGAAUAGCAGUUAUUUUAAAUGAAUUUGGGGAAGGAAGUGCAGUGGAGAAAUCCUUAGCGAUCAGCCAAGGUGGGGAGCUCUAUGAAGAAUGGCUGGAACUUGGAAAUGGUUGCCUCUGCUGCUCAGUGAAGGACAAUGGCAUUCGAGCUAUUGAGAAUUUAAUGCAGAGGAAGGGGAAAUUUGAUUACAUAUUGUUAGAGACCACUGGGUUAGCAGAUCCUGGUGCAGUUGCUUCUAUGUUUUGGGUCGAUGCUGAAUUGGGGAGUGAUAUUUAUCUUGAUGGUAUCAUAACUGUUGUGGAUUCAAAAUAUGGAUUUAAACAUUUAACUGAAGAAAAACCUGAUGGCCUUAUCAAUGAAGCUACUAGGCAAGUUGCUCUGGCAGAUAUUAUUCUCAUGAAUAAAACAGACUUAGUUCCAGAAGAAGAUUUAAACAAAUUAAGAACAACCAUUAGAUCAAUAAAUGGACUGGGGAAAAUUUUAGAAACACAAAGAUCAAGAGUUGAUCUCUCUAAUGUAUUAGAUCUUCAUGCCUUUGAUAGUCUCUCUGGAGUAAGUUUGCAGAAAAAACUUCAACAUGUGCCAGCAACACAACCUCAUCUUGAUCAGAGUAUUACUACAGUUACAUUCGAGGUACCAGGAAAUGUAAAGGAAGAAAGGCUAAAUGAAUUUAUUCAGAAUCUCCUGUGGGAAAAGAAUGUAACAAACAAGGACCGUCACUGCAUGGAGGUCAUACGGCUGAAGGGGCUGGUGUCAAUCAAAGAAAAACCACAGCAAGUGAUUGUUCAAGGUGUCCAUGAGCUCUAUGAUCUGGAAGAGACUCCAGUGAGCUGGACAGAUGACGCUGAGAGAACAAAUCGAUUGGUCCUUAUUGGGAGAAAUUUAGAUAAGACCAUCCUUAAACAACUAUUUAUAACUACUGUAACAGAAACAGAAAAGCAACAGAUAACACGUUUCAAAGAAGAUCAAGUUUGUAACACUGAAAGCAUUUCUUAUCAAAAAGUUUGAUAAAAUGAAAAGUUUCCUACUGCACAUAUUUCAAACAGCUAUUCUAUUCAUUAUUUCUGUGAUAAAUUCCAGUGUACCUUAAAAUGGUGUCUAUUCUGUAGAAGACCUAUAAUUUAGUAAAUUGACACUUUAAAACAUUUGCUAUUCAUAUAAUAGCUAGAUUUAUUUAUUUAUUUUUGAGACGGGUUUCACAAAAUAUUUUUCAGAAUUGGUUUGGGAGCUUAUAUAUGCUGAGUUUCUCAUCCAUGGAAGUUAGUUAUAAUAAUGAUAAUAAGAGGGGCCGGAGUUGUGGCAUAGAAGGUAAAGAUGCUGCCCUUGAUGCUGGCAUCCUAUAUGGGUGCUGGUUCAUGUCCUGACUGCUCCACUUCUGAUCCAGCUCCCUGCUAAUGACCUAGGAAAAGUAGCAGAAGAUGGCCCAAGUGCUUAGGUCCCUGCCACCCACAUGGGAGACCCAGAUGAAGCACCUGGCUCCUGGCUUUGGCCUGACCCAACCCUGGCUGUUGUGGCCAUAUGGGGAGUAAACCAGCAGAUGAAAAGUCUCUCUCUUUUUCUGGCUUUCCCUUUUUUCUCUGUAACUCUUUCAAACAAAUAAAUAAAUCUUUAAAAAAUAAUGAUAAAAUUUUCUGUAAUAUUGUCAUUUUCCCUUAAUAUUGUCAUUUUUUGUUAGCUGAUUGCAGAAACACAAUUAUUACGUUGUUAUUACAAAGUUUUUACAAAACAGUGUCACUAUUUUUAUUAAAUACAAGGUUUGUCACUAGAGACUUAAAAGUAGAAGAGAUUUUAAUUUUUUCUUAAAGAUUUAUUUAUUUACUUGAAAGGCAGAACAAUGGGAAGAAAGAGAAACAGAGACCAGGGAGAGACAGAGAGACAGACAGACACUGAUUCCAUCUGCUGGUUCACUCCCCAAAUGUCCUUCUGUGUCUCCCAAGUGGGUGACAGGGGCCCAGGCACUUGGGCCAUCUGCUGCUGCUUACCCAAGCACAUUAACAGGGAGCUGAAUCAGAAAUGGAGCAGAUGGGACUCCAGUCAUGCUCUAGGGUGGGCUUCUGGCAUUAUAAGUUGCAGCUUAACCUAGUUUGCCACAACACUGGCCCCAGAAAUCUUAUUUUUAAUCAAAGCUAAGCCUUACUGAUAGUUGGUAAUGAAACGUCAGCCAUUUAUUUUGUAAUAUAUUUGGAAGAUUUCAAUUGUAGAAUACAUUUUACUACUGAUAAUUCAUCUUGGUUUUUUUUUAACUUCUUUAGUUUUUAGUAUAAGCUCAAAAGCAAUGAGGUACAAAAUAUCAACUAUAACUGCAGAUGACUCUCGAUAGUUAAUAAUCUUUAUUUAAAUGGUUAGUGUGUAAGUAUACAGUGGCUCAAGUUUCUCCUAGUUCUACUAAAGGCUGAGUCACCAUCACUAUACUCAAAUUGUAAGGAGCAUAGAUGGAAUUUAGUGAAGAGUUUCACCAAAUUAAUUACCAAUUUCUUUUGAAAGUUUCCCUCAGAAUUUUAAAUAAAGGAGUUACAUCUGUAUGUUUUGAACAGUUACAGUGGAUAGGGGCAGAAGGCUGUUUGAUUAAGUUAUCACAAAUUGGUAUUGCUAUUGUGUUGUUUUGGUUAUGCCAAUGUGGUGAUCUUGAUCUCCCUUCCUUCUCCCUCUGUACUUUUUCUUUUUCUUUUUUUUUUCUUUGAGAGGCAGAGAGAAAGCUCCAUUCAGCUGUGCCACUCUCCAAGGGACUGUAGCAGCUGGAGCCAGGGAGUGAGCACUCAGUUCAGUCUUCCAUAUGGACAGCAGCAGCCUACCCACAGUUCACGUUUGAGAGAUAACUCUUUAUUUUUUUAUUUAUUUGACAGAUAGAGUUAGACGUGAGAGAGAGAAUCAGAGAGAAAGAUCUUCAUUCCGUUGGUUCACUCCCAAAAUGCCUGCUACGGGCAAUGCUGCGCUGAUCCAAAGCAAGGUGCUUCUUCCUGGUCUCCCAUGCGGGUGCAGGGCCCAAGGACUUGGGCCAUCCUCCACUGCCCUCCCGGGCCACAGCAGAGAGCUGAACUGGAAGAGCAGUAACCGGGACUAGAACCUGGUGCUCAUGGGAUGCUGGCGCCGCAGGCAGAGGAUUAACCAAGUGAGCCACGGCACUGGCCCUGAGAGAUAACUCUUACUGUGUGAGAGUGUGUUGUCCUGUAGAAAGUCUACUGAUCUUCAAGUCAAAUUUUUGCUUUAAUUCCCUCUUUGCUGGCUCUUGGCUGUGUAAUCUCAAGUUAAGUGUUUGUUCUGAGAAUGGUUUCCUUAUUUAUAAGAUGGAUAGUGGGCCAGCAUCGUGGCACACCAGGUUAAGCUGCCACCUGCAGUGCCAGAAUUCCAUAUCCAAGUACUGGUGCUUUGGCCCUUGCCAUCCACAUGGGAGAUCCAGAUGGACUUCCAGGCUCCUGGCCUUGGCUGGGACCAGUCGAGGCCGUUGGGGCCAUUGGAGAGUGAACCAGGUGAAGAAAGAUUCUCUCUCUCUCUGCCAGUCUGCCUUUCAAAAUGAAUAAAUAAAUCUUUAGGAAAAAAAAUUCAUAGUGAUAAUAUCAACCAUUUAAGAAGUAAAUUGGUUUGUAAUGUACCCAACUCAGCUGCUGGCACAUAGCAGAGCCUUGAUAAGUAUUUUAUUCUUCCUAACAAUUUAAAGUUGUUUUAUAAUUAAUGUGGUCACAAUAAUAAUAUUCUUUGGCAAAUAAUAAAUGUCUAAAGCUAUCUGUUAUAGAUCAUGAGGGAAGUUAUAAUCAGUUGUCCUAUUGUGGUAGCAGUGUAUGAAAUAAUAUUAAUGUGUACUUUUGAGUAUUUGUAAAGAUGAUAAAUGUUUUUUCUUCUAAGAUAUGAUUUUUUUUGUUACACACCUGUUGCAGGAAUAUAUAUGUAGGUUGUUAACAUGCAAACAUUAGAGAUGAAGACAGUCUUCCUUGGUCCUUCCCCUUCAUCCUUGUCCCUUUGGAGGGAUAAGCGACGUUCGUCCUUUCAGACAUGUCUAGUCACUCAUUCUAUCUUACAACAUGAAUAGUUUUCCUGGAAUCAGAGACACAGUUUAAGCUGCUUCUUCAAGAAACUAAGAAACUUUUCACAGAUAUCUCCAAGAGGUUUAUUUUUGUAACCUGUGUUAAAUAAAACAUUCUUUAUCUAUUAUAA